This is a messenger RNA of Truncatella angustata, 1044 nucleotides long. Its product is annotated as glutathione S-transferase. Gene Ontology annotation, cellular component: cytoplasm. Gene Ontology annotation, molecular function: glutathione transferase activity. NCBI's taxonomy places the organism in Eukaryota, Fungi, Ascomycota, Sordariomycetes, Amphisphaeriales, Sporocadaceae. The record is from RefSeq and is a predicted model, not a curated record. The transcript is spliced from 2 exons. Bases 1 to 1044 code for a protein of 347 amino acids.
AUGGGCCCCCACACGGAAAAGCCGGUCCAUGCCGGGCCUCAAGACUCCUGGCACGGCGUUGUCGGACCCGAGUCACGCUUCACCCCGGAAGCGGGGCGCUAUCACCUGUACAUUGGGCUCUUCUGCCCCUUCGCCCACCGUGCAAAUCUGGUCCGACACCUCAAGGGCUUACAAGAUGCCAUUCCCAUUUCAGUCGUCAAGCCUUACCCCAAAGGCGACGACAAGGGCUGGCCCGGCUGGCAAUUCCCGGGCGCCCAGGGACCCAACGACGUGUACGAGGGCGCGACGGAGGACAAGCUGUUCGGCUCAGGGUACCUGCACGAGGUGUAUUUCAAAGCUGACAAGGACUACAAGGGUCGAUACAGCGUCCCGCUUCUCUGGGAUACCAAGGAGCACACCAUCGUGAAUAACGAGAGUGCAGAGUUGCUGCGAUGGAUGCAGACAGGCUUCGACGAGCUGCUACCAGAAGGAAGUGCCGGGAGGACGCUUACGCUCUACCCAGAACCCCUGAGAUCCAAGAUCGACGAGGUUGGCGAGUGGAUGCAGCGCGACCUCAACUCGGGGGUGUAUAAAGCUGGGUUUGCGACGGACCAGGAGACAUACGACGAGAAUGUCCCCGUGGUCUUUGCUGCGCUCAACAAGCUGGAACGUAUCAUCCACGAGAACGGCGGGCCAUAUGUGCUCGGGACGGAGCUGACGGAGCUGGACAUCCGCGCGUAUGCAACAGUCAUUCGCUUCGAUACUGUCUAUGUGCAGCACUUCAAGUGCGACUUGGGGACGAUACGCGGAAACUAUCCAGUCAUCCAUGAGUGGCUUAAGAACUUGUACUGGAACGUCAAGGGCUUCAAGGAAACAACCGAUUUCAAACACAUCAAGGAAAAUUAUACCAAGAGUCACGACAAAAUUAAUCCUUUGGCCAUUACUCCGAUGGGGCCAUAUCCCAAUGUCGAAGAGCGGGUAAGCUUGGACUUCAACAGUUUAAAGCCGGGAAGCAUCAAGCACCCGGCAGUGUUGGCGAAAGAGAAGGAGUUGUACGGGCAAUAA